Molecule: messenger RNA, 1181 nt
Organism: Durusdinium trenchii
Lineage: Eukaryota; Dinophyceae; Suessiales; Symbiodiniaceae
Source: the annotation of a GenBank genome assembly
GAGAUGGUCCGAAGGUUGCAGUCUGCAGCAACGCUGGCAAUCCACUUGCGAGCGGCAGAGCCAGAUUGGUCAGAGUGCAUGGACUCCGUCGUGUCUGCAUCAUAUCCAGCUCCCAUGGCGGAUCCGACGGAGUUUUUCCCGUCGGAUCGGACUGGCGAGAAGCUCACGCUGACAUGUAUCCCGCCAUGCGAGGAGCCGCGUGUGGGCGACCUUUUGAUCAGUCAUCCGGUGUGGAGCGUGCUCCAAACAACGCUUGACAACUCUGUCAUCCUCAUUGUGGCUGCCGACAGCUUGAGGGGUGUCACUGGAAUUCUGUUGAACAAAUCUGAUGAUCAAACAUUGGAAUCGUUCCUCACAGCUUGUGGUGAGGACCUCUCGAACAUUGAUCGCAAGUUUCUGCGAAAACGUGUUGCCAAUGGCGGCCCAGUCGAAGAAGGCACCGAGCUCGACAGCUUGUACUGGAUACAUGACUCUGAUGAUGUACCUGGCUCAAUCAAGCUUGCAUCAAGCAUUUUGCUUCGUGGUAAUCUUCAACAGGUUUCUCCGGCUGCAAGCUUGUGUUUCUUCCAUGGCUGUGCCAAAUGGUCAUGGCCGCAGAUGGCCGUGGAUUUAGAGCGAGGUCUUUGGAUUCAUGCUAGGCCGUGUGCACAAAGUUUGCGCAAGGUUUGUUUCCAGCACCUCCUAGCUACCAGGGAUGUUUGGUAUGCUGCAAUGAUGGCCACCGCUGGUCCUUCGCUUGCCGAUUUUCCUCGUGGUCCUGCUGCGGAUCCCAUUCUAAAGCAGGCUUUGGUGGCUCACUACCGUGCUCAGGCGACAGAUAUCGCUCGACAGCUCUUCGGCCAGCGAUCGGCAGAAUGGGAACGGCGGCUGCAAGCGGCCAAGAGUUGUAAAGCCAAGAGCUGAGGGCACGGCCUGGGCGCUCUGAGCUGGGCACACUCAAACAGCGGGGGCUGAAAACCAUCACAAACAUGGGGAUUGGCUUCAGCAAGCAAGGGGGUUGCAAAUUUUCUUUGGCCCAUGCCUUAGUGUCAAUGCCACGUGCAAGCUGCCGAGGGUGGCACGCGUGCAACGGCCAAAGUUGUCGGAUGCAAAUCUCUCGAAGUGUGGGCAGAACUACUAAAAACUGUCAGAUGCUUAGCUGCUUAAUUGCUUAAUGACCGUUUCUGUGCCCAAAGUGACAC